Molecule: messenger RNA, 3555 nt
Organism: Salmo salar (Atlantic salmon)
Lineage: Eukaryota; Metazoa; Chordata; Actinopteri; Salmoniformes; Salmonidae
Product: large neutral amino acids transporter small subunit 4
Biological process (GO): transmembrane transport; neutral amino acid transport
Molecular function (GO): neutral L-amino acid transmembrane transporter activity; L-amino acid transmembrane transporter activity
Source: RefSeq, a predicted model, not a curated record
CAGUGUUCCAGUGGCACCUCAGAAAGCCAAUAGUAAGUUUGAGAUGUUUUCCCCGGUUCGAGGUGCAUAUAAAGGGCUUCCCCCGUCCAGAUGCCGGUACGAUUGACCAGGACCACAGCAAGACAAGAAGCCCUCAGAGUUCUGAACAACAUCAAACUGAACUCCUGUGUGCGUCGGGGACUAGGCUACCAACCUGUGAACCCUGAUCACCAGACUACUAGCUGAGGGUCUCUUGUCACUAAACAUUUGCUGCUUCCCGGUCUUCUCCUCACUCUCAGCUCUUCCCGUUCUCUGAACUUUGACCUCAGGCCUCUAGACUCCCCGUUUCUCUCCCCCCUAUUCUCCUCUCCUGUCUGGUCAUGGCUCCGUCCCUGGCCACAGCAUUUGCCAGGCGCUGGUGGAUGGCGGUGACAGCCAUCAUAGAAAACCUGCUGUUCUCAGCUGUCCUGCUGGGCUGGGGAUCGUUACUCAUCAUGCUCAAGUCCGAAGGCUACUACUCCUACAUGUGCAAUGGAGAAGGUAACCACACCUCCUCUUCCAACCUGUCUGUCCCCCUCCCCCCACCAGGGGGCGAUGAUGACUACAGUGAUUACUACUCUGAGGCAGAGGGUGUGGUGGGGUUAGGGGAUGGGGUAGAGAUGAGGCCCCUGGCCCCCCAGGACCACGAUGGCCCUAUGAGGAUGAACGGCUGGCUCAUCUGUAAGGACCAGGAUGAGAUGUUAAACCUGGCCUUCACCGUGGGAUCAUUCCUUCUCUCAGCCAUCACCCUGCCGCUGGGCAUCGUCAUGGACAAAUACGGACCACGCAACCUAAGACUGCUGGGCAGUGCCUGUUUCUCCUUCUCUUGUCUCCUCAUCGCCUACGGAGCAUACAACCCUGAUGAGCUGUCAAUCCUCAUCUUCAUCGCUCUGACAUUUAACGGCUUCGGAGGAAUGUGCAUGACCUUCACCUCCCUCACGCUCCCUAACAUGUUUGGCAAUCUGCGUUCUACAUUCAUUGCUCUGAUGAUCGGCUCCUACGCUUCCUCUGCUGUCACCUUCCCUGGAGUCAAGGUGAUCUAUGACCUUGGUGUGACCUUCAUCACCAUCAUGGUUGUCUGGGCAGCGUGUUCCGGCAUCGUCUUCUUCAACUGCUUCUUCAACUGGCCCCUGGAACCCUUCCCCGGCCCCGAGGACAUGGACUACAGUGUGAAGGUAAAGUUCAGUUGGCUGGGUUUUGACCAUAAGAUCACAGGAAAGCAGUUCUACCAUCAGGUGACCACAGUGGGGAAGCGUCUGAGUGUGAGCAGCAACCCGAAGGAGAAAGAGCUGGCCACUAAGGAUGGACACAAACUCUGUCUCUCAACCAUGGACCUGGAGGUCAGCAAAAAACCCAAUGAGGAAUCCCAGUCAUUCAUGCAGAGCAUCAUCAGCCCUCUCUUCAUCCUCUCUCUGGUCACCAUGUCCAUCACUCAGCUCCGUCUCAUCUUCUACAUGGGAGCCAUGAACAACAUCCUGGAGGCCCUCAGCGAUGGAGACCUCAACACUGUCAGUUUGUACUCCUCUAUCUUCGGCAUGCUGCAGCUACUAUGUCUGAUGACGACCCCUGUGAUUGGUCAGAUUAUGGACUGGAAGCUGAAGGACUGUGAAGAUGCAGAGGGGGAGGAGGAACCGUGCAGCAAGGACCAGCUCAAGGCCAAGCCCAGAGACAGACAGAUCCAGAAGGUGACCAAUGCAAUGCGAGCGUUCAUCCUGACCAACGUCCUAUUGGUGGGAUUCGGCAUCACCUGCCUAGUGCCCAACCUCCCACUGCAGAUCCUGUCAUUUGUCCUCCACACUGUUGUGAGAGGGUUCAUCCACUCUGCAACCGGAGGUCUCUACGCUGCUGUGUACCCGUCGUCUCAGUUUGGCAGUCUGACAGGGAUGCAGUCUCUGGUGUCUGCUCUGUUUGCUCUGUUCCAGCAGCCGCUCUUCAUGGCCAUGAUGGGCCCUCUGAAGGGAGACCCGCUCUGGGUGAAUGUAGGCCUGUUAGGGGUCAGUAUGCUGGGCUUCCUGCUGCCUCUGUACCUGGUGUGUUUCAGACGCACACUGCACCGCCGGAUACAGGACAGAGACCAGGACUCCAAGAUAUACCUCAAGAUCAACGGGUCCAGCAAACCUGAAGCUUUCGUCUAGAGAGGGAGGAGAUGGGAGGAGAUGGGAAUCUGCAGAGGACACACACACAGAUAUCUACACACGCCCACACACACACAUACGUACACACACACACUUUUGAAGAGACCCAUGUAAGACCUUCUCAUCUUGUCAUGAAAACAUACUACCUUGGACAGGCACUACGGACUAAAGAAGAGCAAGAACAAGAGAGAGAGAGGAAUAGGCUGUGAAAGGAAAGGGUCAUCAGCCCCCCCCCACUUCUUCUUCUCCUCUCCUCUCAUGUUCUCCUCUCAUGUUCACCUCUCAAGUUCUCUCAUGUUCUCCUCUCAUGUUCUCUCAUGUUCUCCUCUCUUCUCUUCUCUUCUCUUCUUUUCUCUUCUCUUCUCUUCUCUUCACAUAUGGUGCUCACUAACCCCCUCCCCCCCUUUCUAGCUCUAAAAUUCCUUCCUAUGCCUGGUUGUCCCACCUAGCUAUCUGCUCUGGGAGGAGUUCAGGGUUCUUAACCAUGGUGACAGACAGGGUGGGAGGUGUUCUAGAAUGAGGACCAUGGUGACAGACAGGGUGGGAGGUGUUCUACAGUUGGUAACCAUGGUGACAGACAGGGUGGGAGGUGUUCUACUGUUGGUAACCAUGGUGACAGACAAGGUGGGAGGUGUUCUAGGGUUGAGGACCAUGGUGACAGACAGGGUGGGAGGUGUUCUACAGUUGGUAACCAUGGUGACAGACAGGGUGGGAUUUGUUCUACAGUUGGUAACCAUGGCGACAGACAGGGUGGGAGGGGUUCUAGGGUUGAGGACCAUGGUGACAGACAGGGUGGGAGGUGUUCUACAGUUGGUAACCAUGGUGACAGACAGGGUGGGAGGUGUUCUACAGUUGGUAACCAUGGUGACAGACAGGGUGAGAGGUGUUCUAGGGUUGAGGACCAUGGUGACAGACAGGGUGAGAGGUGUUCUACAGUUGGUAACCAUGGUGACAGACAGGGUGGGAGGUGUUCUACAAUUGGUAACCAUGGUGACAGAAAGGGUGGGAGGUGUUCUAGGGUUGGUAACCAUGGUGACAGACAGGGUGGGAGGUGUUCUAGGGUUGGUAACCAUGGUGUCAGACAGGGCGGGAUGUGUUCUACAGUUGGUAACCAUGGUGACAGACAAUGGGGGUGUCACACCUGAACCAGGCUCCCCCGCUCUGGCGCUCGAGGGCGCUAGGCGGCCCACUAUUAUGCAUACCUGUUACCAUCAUUAUGUUCAUCUGCGCAAUAUUGGACUCACCUGGACUCCAUUACUUUGUUGAUUGCCCCUCUAUAUCUGUCUGCUCCUCAGUUUGCUCCCCGUGUCAGCAUUAUUGUUGCUAUGUUUUCCCCUGUCCAGACGCUGUCCUUGUUUGUUUCCUGUCUGUUAUCCAUUAAAUGUUCACUCCCUGUACUUGC